Messenger RNA from Salvelinus sp. IW2-2015, 1347 nucleotides. NCBI's taxonomy places the organism in Eukaryota, Metazoa, Chordata, Actinopteri, Salmoniformes, Salmonidae. The record is from RefSeq and is a predicted model, not a curated record.
AUGAAUGAGUGUGGACUGGUGCUGUUUGGCUUAUGCAGUCUGAUUAUGGACGUGUUUAAGAUUGCUAACUACGUAGGCUACCUGCACUGUGACUCUGCUGUGAAGAUAGUGUUCCCUGUCCUACAAGCUGUGUUCAUACUUGUCCAGACAUACUUCCUCUGGCUCCACGCUAAAGACUGUGUACAGCUACAACGGAACAUGACUCGCUGUGGGCUGAUGUUGACUCUGUCUACCAAUCUGAUGUUGUGGAUGGCAGCCGUCACAGAGGAGUCCCUACACCAGACUGUUGUUCCACCAGAGGACGCAACAGCACACUCCUAUGACAUCAGAGAGAAGGCCUAUUACUACCUGUACCCCUUCAACAUCGAGUACAGCCUGUUUGCCUCGGCCAUGGCCUACGUCAUGUGGAAGAACGUGGGCCGCCUGGUAGAUGAGCACAACCACCACUCGCUCCAUUUCCGCUUGAAGGACGUGCUGGUGGGGCCUGCGGUCGGGCUGUCAUGCUGGGGGCGGCCUGGAACCUUCGUCAUCUACGAGGUGGACGUGGAGAAGGGGGACCCGGGGAAACGUGACACGGCGCUGAUGAUACACUACGUGAUGAACACGGUGGCUGUGACGCUCAUGUCCGUCUCGACCGUGGCUGGUUGCGCCAUCUACCGGUGGACCAGAGGCCACGUGUCGGGGAAGAACCCCACACAGCUGGAUGUAGGCUUGCUGAUCGGCGCCUCAAUCGGACAGUUCACCAUCUGUUAUUUCACCAUCGUGGCUGUGGUGGCAACGGGGCCGAGGGCCACCUCAACGCUCUCAACCUGGCUGUCUCCCUGCUCACUGUGGCCUGCAUCGCGAGCCUUCCACGAAGACAUGCACCAGGCCUCUGUAUUCACAAACCCAUACGUCCUUCAAGCCCAAGCCCAUAGAGACAUACACAACCUACCAGGGACAUUCAUGGAGACCAAGACGUCCCCGGCCCUCACAGUUCACAGUAUGCAUGUUGCUCCUUCUGCUCCUUCUGGUUCCCCCCUGCCUCAACGCCAUAGGCUGACCUGGAAGAGGAGGGCCCUGAAGGAGAUCUGUGCAUUUCUGCUGCUCUGCAACAUCCUUCUCUGGAUCAUGCCGGCGUUUGGCGCCCGCCCUCAGUUUGACAACACGAUUGGAGCAGAGUUUUACGAGUUCACCAUGUGGGUGGCUGUUGUGAAUAUCGGACUCCCCUUCGGAAUCUUUUACCGUAUGCACUCAGUCGCCAGCCUCUUUGAGGUCUUCCUAACCUCCUAAGCUGGAAAAUUACAGAAACCAUUCUGAACAAUUUUUUGUAUAAUAUUAUUUAUUAAAUAUGAUUAAAAAAUAUAU